Molecule: messenger RNA, 1909 nt
Organism: Salvelinus sp. IW2-2015
Lineage: Eukaryota; Metazoa; Chordata; Actinopteri; Salmoniformes; Salmonidae
Product: cadherin-11-like
Biological process (GO): cell-cell adhesion mediated by cadherin; cell-cell junction assembly; calcium-dependent cell-cell adhesion
Cellular component (GO): adherens junction; membrane; catenin complex
Molecular function (GO): calcium ion binding; cadherin binding
Source: RefSeq, a predicted model, not a curated record
ACAGCACAGCCAGCAUAUAUGUGACCCGGAGGGGCUUCAGCCGGAUGACCCAGGAUGUCUACUUCCUUCCCAUUGAGAUCAACGACAACGGCAUCCCUCCCAUGAGCAGCACCAACACGCUGACCAUCCGAGUGUGCAGCUGUGACAGUAAGGACACCAUCCUGUCCUGCAAUGUGGAGCCUUACAUCCUGCCUGCAGGCCUCAGCACCGGAGCUCUCAUCGCCAUACUUGCCUGUAUCGUCAUUCUCCUMGCGAUCGUGGUGCUGUUUGUGGCACUGCGUCGUCAGAAGAAGGAGCCACUCAUCGUCUUCGAGGAGGAAGACAUCCGUGAGAACAUCAUCACCUAUGAUGAUGAAGGCGGUGGAGAGGAGGACACAGAGGCCUUCGACAUUGCUACACUACAGAACCCUGACGGUGCCAACGGCUUCCUACCCCGUAAGGACAUCAAGCCUGAGUUCCAGUACCCGAUGAGGCCUGGCGGGCGCCCCGUGGCCAACAGUGUGGACGUGGAUGAUUUUAUCAAGACCCGCAUUAACGACGCGGACAACGACCCCACGGCCCCUCCCUAUGACUCUAUCCAGAUCUAUGGCUACGAGGGCCGGGGCUCCAUCGCUGGAUCCCUCAGCUCCUUGGAGUCGGUGACCACAGAUUCAGACCUAGACUACGACUACCUCCAAAGCUGGGGCCCGCGCUUCAAGAAGCUGGCCGACCUUUACGGCACCAAAGACUCRGCCGAUGACAACUCUUAACGUUCACCCAUUUCCCRGACCARCUCCUUGCYCCCUUUCUCCAACCRUCCACUGACUUUGUGUGGUGCUUGAAGUUUACUAUAAGUAUACCACAAGCAUUUUUAUUUAUAGUAAACUUUGUUAUUUGUACGUGUAAAGUAUACUUGCAGUAUACUAGAUACCUGUUGGGGAUGUUUGGUAAGGAAGGACAGAUGGUAUUGAGGAGGUGGAGACAAGAGCGAGAGAGAAAGAAUGAUAAAAAACUGAAAAACUAAACAAAAACAAAAAAUCACCUCUGUGGGAUGUACUGGUAUGUAUGAAAAAUGAAGACAUGGUUAAUGUUUGUGGUGAGAGAUCAAAUAACACUUGGUAUUUCACUUUUUUAGUCAUUUUGUAGGUUACUACGGUUUGGGGUUGGAAUGUGGGUCACAGAGAGACAUGUAAUUGUUGAUACUGUGAAUGAGCUCACAAAGGAGAAGAGAAAAUUGUUGCCUUAUAUCAAUGAAAAACCUAUGAGAAAACAGUAACAGCAAACUGAGACUGGUCGCUCCUGUAGCACCUCCCUCUUCCUGAGGAAGAUCGAUUCAACAAAAACAGAGACAGUGUUUUUUUUUCACAAAUCCAGAGAAAAAUCCCCCCUUUCAGCCCAAUUUCACCAAUGAUCAAUCACAAGGAAAGACCUGUGAGCUCAAAAAUCGCCUUAAGUAAUGGACUUUCUUGCAUCACGGUGCAUUUUUUGCAACUUGAAAAGUAUAUCCUAAAGCAAGCUGAAGUCCAUAUAACGUAUGUACAGUAGAAUGUGCAAAUAUGUCUCUUGAGGAUCAAACUUGCGCCUAUUGGUUCUUGUAAAUCCAUUUUUUUUUUAUGAUGUUAUUAUGAUUACUAUGAUUUUUUUUUGUUCUCUUCAUUUUUUAUUUGAUUUGUUUGGCGUAUGUUUUUCUCCCUCGUUGAGAAAAUAGCAAUCUGUUCUGUCGUAGUGAAUAAUGCCUAAUUUCUAUGUCGAAUUUAUGGUACCUAUUUGUAAAAUGUUCUUAUUUUAGUACACAUGCAGAUAUCAGUAUUUCAACAUGUAAUGUUACAGCAUCACCCUUAUAUUUUAUGAACAUUGUACUGUUGCUUUAUUAUGUGCUUCUAUCUAAGAAGCGAGAAAAACUUUGAAAUAAAUGCUUUUUAUAAAAUUA